AUGGAUAACGAUGGCAUAAUACGCAAUUACAACGCGAAUCACUUCCUCGCACCUCUUGGAGAUAUCACAACAGCUGCCGAUGAAGGUACGAACAACGAAGUUUCAUUCACGAGCUUAGUUAAGCAUAUACCUCUCCAUCGAAUUUCUCGAGAUGAGUUGAAGGAAGCCAAGCCCGUCCGUUACGCCGAUGAUUCUGAAUUGGAAAGAAUCUUUAGCUGGCCCGAAACAUACACAAGAGAACAUCAGAUUGCUGAUCUGUCUUGGCACGACGAGGCAGAAUAUGUGAUGACGGUAGACGACUUCUUUGACCGUGCCCCAUCCACCAACAGCUGCUUGGUGUCUGCAAGUCAAAAGAAGUCUUCAGAUUCUUUGAAUAUUGGCAAUGGCAAAACCUUUGAUACAUUUACUUGUUUUCCGCGUCUCGCGCCAGAAUUGCGCUUGAAGAUUUGGAGAAUUAUGGCCUUUAUGCCUCGGGUUGUUGUCUUGCAAGAGCGCACAGUUCACAAUGCAGCACAAAAAAGAUCAGUCUGUAUACAAACAACAAACACUGCUGCCAAAGUACUCCAAAUUAAUCACGAAUCUCGCAAGGAAGCUUUAAAGUUUCACAAGCCCUGUUUUGGACUUCGCGUACAUGACUCUGAAAUAACAGAAUUUUCCGACCACGAAGCUGUCGUCAAUGAUCUCAUGAUUCAUGCAAAUCUUCCAGCAGACACAAUAUAUUACGACAGCUGGUAUCUCCAAUUUCAAACUGUACCACCUAUACAAGAACUUCCUGAGUUUCCAUACAUGAGUACCCAUUUGAAAGACAUAUCCAAGUCUGCACACAGAGUUGCUUUUAAUAUCAGUCAUGCAAUCUCGAGAAAUAGCUUUUUCAUUGUCAACAGCUUGAUUAGAGACUGUACCGCCCUGAAAGAAGUCUUGAUUGUCAUUAAAAUCAACAACAGCCCAUCAAAUCGUAUAUCCUCUGGGAAUUUGGAGUUGUUGGAAUUAAAUAAAGACAAAUCUCUGGUCUACUACGAGAGAUAUCUUGGGGCUUUCAUCGAACUGUAUGACAUGGUAGAUAAUCAAAAUAUCUAUAAAGGGACAGCAAAGCAAAUUUAG
Messenger RNA from Botrytis sinoallii, 1101 nucleotides. RefSeq lists its product as uncharacterized. Bases 1 to 1101 code for a protein of 366 amino acids. The transcript has a single exon. The record is from RefSeq and is a predicted model, not a curated record. NCBI's taxonomy places the organism in Eukaryota, Fungi, Ascomycota, Leotiomycetes, Helotiales, Sclerotiniaceae.